AUGCACGUGAUGUUUUGCAACAUGUCCACCGUCUCUGCAGUCUCAUUGAACCUCAUAAAGAAAACUACACCUUUUUCUCCAUUAAUCUCAACCAUAGCCAAACCAUCAUCUGUGUCUCAAUCUUCCAAUGCCAUCUCUCUCAAAGAAAUCAACCCUAUCCACGGCUGCCCAGCUUCAAUCUCUCUAAUUUCCGGCCAAAUGCGUCACCACCAAUCUGACGUGCCUCUAAGAACUCCGCCGGAGUUUCCCUCGGAGCCACCCGAGCACAAUCCCGCUGUGCCUCCGGAGGUGCUUUGGACCCCUAAUGUUCCGGACUACGACCCAAUUCCGCCAGAAAAGCCUGCUGAUACUCCACCUCUGUCUCCAGGGCCGACGCCUGAUUUUCUGGGGUCACCGAUGCCAUCGACGCCGCCUCCUGACAUUCCGCUGCCACCGAUGCCGUCGCGGCCGCCUCCUGACAUUCCGCAGCCGCCGAUGCCUUCGUGGCCAGGUCCCGACAUCCCGCAGGGGCCGCCGGAUGUGUUUCCGCCACGCGCUCCUGAUUUUAUCCCUCCGAAGCCACCUGAUGUUGGGCCACCAGACCCACAGUCGCCGGAAAUUCCACCACCGGUGUGUGACUAG
Messenger RNA from Ilex paraguariensis (yerba mate), 621 nucleotides. The record is from the annotation of a GenBank genome assembly. Lineage: Eukaryota; Viridiplantae; Streptophyta; Magnoliopsida; Aquifoliales; Aquifoliaceae.